AUGGCUAUAAGGUCACUCAAUGUAGUGCAUGAUGGAAUGACAGGUGGAAAUGAUUUUAUUAAUAUAUUUGUUAAUGAUAAAGCCUGCUUCUUCGAAGGUGAAUCUAAAGGUCAUAUAACUGUUAAAAUUCAAACCCCUCAAUUUGAUGACUCUUUGUAUACUACUACAAUUAUCUUUCCCAUUACCGUCAAAAUUGUUUCUAAGCCACCAAGACACAAACGAAUAUUAUGGGAUCAAUUCCACAACUUGCAAUAUCCACCCGGUUAUAUCCCACGCGACAAUCUUCGAAUUAAAUCAGACCCUUUGGAUUGGAGAAGCGAUCAUAUACAUACAAAUUUCCGUGAUAUGUAUCAACACCUUAGAAAUCUUGGUUAUUAUAUAGAUACACUGGGAAUGCCUUACACAUGUUUCAAUGCGUCAAAUUAUGGAACAUUAUUAAUUGUUGACCCAGAAGAAGAAUUUUUUGAUGAAGAAAUUUACAAAUUACAGGAAGAUGUAUUUGAGCUUGGUCUUGGUAUUAUUAUAUUCGCGGAUUGGUAUAACUCAUCUGUAAUGAAUAAAAUGAAAUUUUUUGAUGAAAAUACAAGAGAAUGGUGGAUUCCAGAUACUGGUGGAUCUAAUAUUCCAGCACUGAAUGAUAUGCUGCAAGGAUUUGGGAUAUCAUUAACUGACAAUGUUGUUGAGGGAUAUUUCCGUCUUGGGGAGCAUAAUAUGUACUAUGCCAGCGGUUCAACCUUGGGAUUAUUUCCAAAACAUCCCGACAACAUUGUAAUAAAUGCAAAGCUAAAUGAUCAGGGUGAAGAGAUAAUAAAUAAUGUGAACAUCGCAUCUAACAUUCGAAUAAAAAAAAAAUAUCCAAUUAUAGGAUUAUUUCAAAUGCAUCAAAUUGAUAGGAAAAAAAUAUCAAUUCCCAGAAUAUUUGGAGUGAUUAAUACUGGAAAUGAUUUUUUUGAUAUGAGUAAUAUUAAUAUUACAAAUCCAAUUCUAAAUAAAAGAGUUUUACUUGAGUCGAAUUUGAAAUCUUUUACUGAAAUACGAGACACCAAAGUUAACUCAAAAAAUGUUCCAAGCAUGUUUCACGAUGGAAAUAAACUGGGUCGGAUAGUACUGAUGGGUGAUUCCAAUUGUAUAGAUUCCACAUUUACAGACAAAUAUUGCCUUUGGUUACUUAAAGCAUUUUUGGAAUACACAAUGAAUUCGUACACAUCAUCAUUACUAAAACAAUUAAAUAGCAUAUCCCAGUACUCAAACAUUAAAACUCACCAGACGUUUCCGAGAAGAGUCAAAAAUUCAAGAUUAUACAAAUUUUCGAAAGUUGUGAAACCCACCAAUAAUUUAAAAAAAAAUCAUAUACAAUCUUGUGAAGAACUUGUCUAUAAUAAGCAUUAUUACCUUAAUUUUUCUGAAACAGUACUAACGUAAAACAAGUAGGAAAGUAUAGUAUGCCCGACCAUAUGAUACCCUACACCAUUGAGUAUGUUAAAUUUUGAUUAUUUUUAAUAAUAAAGUAUUUAAGUUGUUUACC
Messenger RNA from Lucilia sericata (common green bottle fly), 1525 nucleotides. RefSeq names its product membrane-bound transcription factor site-1 protease-like. Gene Ontology annotation, cellular component: Golgi apparatus. The transcript is spliced from 4 exons. Gene Ontology annotation, molecular function: serine-type endopeptidase activity. The record is from RefSeq and is a predicted model, not a curated record. The coding region runs from base 1 to 1422 and encodes 473 amino acids. Lineage: Eukaryota; Metazoa; Arthropoda; Insecta; Diptera; Calliphoridae.